GCAGUUCGGCGUUGGCGGAAGUUUGCGGCACAAGGAAGCGCGGGCGGAGAAGCAACAGGGGGUUGGGGGCGUCCGGUGUCCACGAUUCAGCCAAACAUGUCUGGAUUCGAAGCGAACCCCUUCGCCGACCCGGUGGAUAUCAAUCCUUUUCAGGAUCCAUCAGUAACCCAGCUAACUCAAGGCAAUAAAGAAGGAAUUGAGGAUUUCAAUCCAUUCAGUGAAAACACUCGGCUGACUCCCACAUUGGGUACCACAGUGCCAGCUGCACAGAAGACUCCUUCUCAGCCGGCUAUCCUGCAACCUACAGUAGAGCCCAGCCCUCAGGCCACUGCUUCAGCUGCACAAUUGGCGCUGCUUCGGCAGCAGGAAGAGCUGGAGAAAAAAGCUGCAGAACUGGAUCGCAAGGAGCAAGAGUUGAAUGAAAACUAUAAUCCGAAAAGAAAUAACUGGCCACCAUUUCCUGCAUUUUGUCCCAUCAAACCCUGCUUUUACCAGGACUUUUCAGGAGAAAUCCCAGCAGGUUUACAGACGGUCGUUAAAAUGUUGUACUACUUGUGGAUGUUUCAUUCAUUUACACUCUUCUUGAAUCUUCUGGCUUGCCUGGCUGAGUUUAUUGUUAAGCCAGAGUAUGGAGUAGACUUUGGCUUGGCAAUCUUAUGGUUUUUACUCUUCACUCCUUGUGCUUUCAUCUGCUGGUACAGGCCAAUUUACAAGGCUUUCAGGUCUGACAGUUCAUUCAACUUCUUUUUCUUCUUCUUUGUGUUCUUCUGCCAAAUUAUUCUUUACAUCAUCCAGACAGUGGGAAUCCCCAAAUGGGGCGUCAGUGGCUGGAUUGCAGCUUUGAGUUGGAUUAGCUCUAACAUCGCCGUGGCUGUCAUUAUGAUGGUGGUGGCAGCCUUCUUCACAUUGUGCUCAGUCUUGUCCUUGGUUUUGCUGCAAAGGGUGCAUUCCAUUUUCCGCAGAACAGGUGCCAGCUUUCAAAGAGCACAGGAAGAAUUCUCACAAGAUUUCUUCGCAAACAGAACUGUACGCAACGCUGCUACUUCUGCUGCAACUGCUGCUGCACAGAAUUCCUUCCAAGGAAACUAAAUAUUGGAUACUGUUUUUCAUCCUUUCUCUUUGUACGAGCUUUAUAAACAUGCACUUUCAUUGGACAAAGAUGUGUAUUUGUGUGCCUACUUGCAUGAAUUUGGAAAAGCAUAGUUGGCUUCAAUCAAAGAGUUUAAAAAUAUGGUUUUGGUGUUGUCUAGGAAAACAGUGCUCGGAAAAAUAUAUUUUUUCACAUUUUUCUUGUUUAUGAAGGAUCAUUGGCCAAUGUACUAAUAAAAUCAAGAGAUGUAUGUAUCAAGCUAACUUUUUAAAAAGAAAAAUAAUUUUGUAAGGAAUGGGGAUUUAACGACCAUCAAAUUUAAUGGCAUCAAAUUUUAUCUGACGUAUUGUUGAACACUAUGGCCUUGUGUACAAUGUGUUUGAAUCUGCUGUAAUCCUAAAGCAUUACAUUCAUCCUGUAUAAACCUUUGGGUGGAGGAGGACUUUAAUUUUGGUUCAGAAGAUUUUUUUUCAGACAUAGAAAUGGUACUGUGCUACAAAACUGGCAGCAUCUUUGAUCUAGUAGUGUUACAGAAAGCUUCAAGUACAGAAAAGGCCUCCGAUUAUAAGGAAAUAUUAAAGUAAUUCAUGAUGUGAUGCUUUUUCUUCUGUAAAAAAAAAUCAGCUGUAUGGAAACUGAGUAUUUUGGGGUAUUUAAGGUAUGUUUUUUAGUAAAUAUUAAUAUUCAUUUGUAUUUUUUUCCCAUUAAACCAUUUAUAGUUUUGCUUGCUGUGUUCCCAGAAACACUAAUUCCAUUCUAAGAAUCAUGUCUGUACAGACCAUUUCCUUUUUAAAUUGUACCCAAUGAAAUCUUAUGAAUAGAAUAAUUGUAAGAUAUCCCAAGUGUUUUACUUGCUGUUCAGAUGAAAUUUUGAUUUGAUGUGUAGACUCUUAACUGAGCUUCAUACAGUGCAUUUGAAAUGCUUUCUCUUCGUGUUACUUUAUGCUUGAGGGGGAAAAAAUUCCCUUUACUGUCCCCUUCUCAGUUUCACACACACACACGCAUACACCUCCUUUUGAUGAGAUUAACUAAGAAUUAGUUUGAUGCCUUAUUCACAUUGUGCAGUGGAUCCCUAACUACCAACAUAUUGAGAAAAGUUAUUAAAUCAGGACUUCCCACCUUGGAUUCCUUUUUAAAUCAUUUGUAUUCCAAAACCUUGACAGUCAAAAGUAUUGGUUUUUGUUCAUGCAUUGUACUUUUUCCUCUUUUUCUCUUCCCUCAAAGAAAACUCCAAUUCUCCUCUGGCAAGCAGGACAGUCCAGUCUGAAUGUAUGUGACUACUGCUCUGGUUGUUUCAUCACAAGCUGUGUGUCUCACUUGUUUCUCACCCACUCCCUGACCUUAAUCUAAUUCCUUACACCAAAACUGCCCACUCAUGCCAUGACUGCCUAAACUGCCCUCUCUGGAAAAGCCAACUGCAAAUUUUGGUUGAGUCUGGCAUCUGAUCUCCAGUCUCCUGUUGUGGAAGUCAAUGCUCUUAUCACUAUAGCUCCAGCCUGGUUUAAUUAUGACUAGUACAGUACUUCCACAUUGUCUCAUUCUCAUGCCUUUUUGUUCAUUGUAAAAUCAUUCACCAUUUGUAAACUCCAAGGGCUAUUUUGUACUGUAUAGUGUAAUUGCAACCAAAGUGUUAUCCAGAGUACAGGCAGUUGCGAAACUUAUUUGAAUUAUUCAGACAUCUCCCGUUCUGCAGGUUGAUCAGGCAUGGUUCAGUGCUAUGCUAAAAAGUUGAGUUAUGGGUGCAUCAACAUAGUACAAAUUUAGAUGGAAAGUAGUAAAAUAUCUAUUUUAGGGAUUGUUGCUCAACAAUGCCCUUGGGAGUUUCUAGAAUUUAAUUGGAUGUCUUUAUAAUUGAAUAUUGUAUGUAUUACAAAUAAUAACAAAUGAGCUGAUGUAAUUUUUUGAUCUGAAAAAUGUAUGUGGAAUGUUCUCUGAAUGUUCUCUCUUAUAGAAUGUGUAGGGUGGUGCCUUUUCAUUGUUCUACAAAAAUCCAUGUAAAUCCUUUAAAACAUUUGUGCUUAAAUAAAGCCCUUUAACCCAGUUA
Callorhinchus milii (elephant shark) is the source of this 3134-nucleotide messenger RNA. It is a transcript of the gene scamp2, whose product is annotated as secretory carrier membrane protein 2. The record is from RefSeq and is a predicted model, not a curated record. NCBI's taxonomy places the organism in Eukaryota, Metazoa, Chordata, Chondrichthyes, Chimaeriformes, Callorhinchidae. The transcript has 9 exons. Bases 97 to 1089 code for a protein of 330 amino acids. Gene Ontology annotation, biological process: protein transport. Gene Ontology annotation, cellular component: recycling endosome membrane; trans-Golgi network membrane.